This is a messenger RNA of Coffea arabica (coffee), 850 nucleotides long. The record is from RefSeq and is a predicted model, not a curated record. NCBI's taxonomy places the organism in Eukaryota, Viridiplantae, Streptophyta, Magnoliopsida, Gentianales, Rubiaceae.
GGCUAAGAAAUAUGUUAGGAGUUAGGACAGGACAACUUAGGAUGCUGAGGAUCCCUACUUUGAGCCAAAGCGAAAGGUAACUGUUAUAGCAGAGACGAUAACAUCAGCGGAAAGGAAAAGAUUCCAAACGUGUAAUAGAUUAAUUUUGGAUUCACCUCUUUCUAUGUACUAUUAAGAAGUUCUUGGAAUUGAUCCAAAGUAGAAACACAACCUUUCAUUGUCAAGCCAUCCUCAUAGUAAUUUUCCCCAUCUUAGCUUUGAUUUCCACAUAGCAUAUCAUAGAAAUGGAAUACCUGAAACAUUUCAGCCACGAGCAUCUGCUGAUUCUGGUGAAAGGGGAAAGAGAUGAGAUUGUUCGAAAAUCAGUUUGCUAUGGCUGCCAAACGCCAAUCCUUGCAGAGCCCACAUAUUCUUGUGGAAAGUGUAGCUUCUUCCUUCACAAAAGAUGUGCUGAACUUCCAAAGGACAUUUCUCAUGCCAUGCACCCUCAGCACCGCCUCAUCCUUAUUGACAAGCCGCCUUACAGUGGAGGCAGCUGCUUCUGUAAUGGCCGCCAACAAAUGUGGAGAAACUUCACCUAUCACUAUAACCCUUGUGCAUUUGACCUCGACAUCAUAUGUGUUACCAUUGAAGACCGUAAAUUGAAGCAUCCAAGCCAUGUACACGCUUUGACCUUCAAAAACCAGCGGGCCACGUUUCGGUGCCAUGCCUGUGGGAAUAUAGAGAAAGAUAUGUCGUAUUCAUGUACUAGUUAUCCAUAUUGGAUCACAACGUAUCUUCUGUCCCACACCCUGUGCCAUUUUCUGUCCCAUUUUUUAGUAUAUUGAUAUUUCUCCUGUAUAAACAUCAC